AUGUUUUUGAUUACUGGAAUUAUUAACCGCAUCUCUGCUAUUAUCAACUGGUUCUUUCGUCUUUGGGUGUUUAACUUUGGAUGGCUAUAUGUUCUUUUUUUUAAUUUACCUAUUGAAUAUGUGAAGCGUUUUAUCAAUGUUAGACUUGACUGGAUCAAAUUUAAAUCGAAUAUUGGGGGGAUAUCGCAUGGGAGGAAAGUUGCGGGAGUACAGAGACAGAUCAACAAAUGGCACAAAUUAAAUGAGGGCAAACCACACCGUCAAAGACAACGACUCACUACAAGCAGCAUGGAUAAUUGUCAACAAAUGUGCUUUACUAGACCAGAAUAUAAAAAGGGAAUGUACAAAAUCAAUUUGGACAAUCUUUGUAAUAUUGUGGAGCUAAACAUUACUUCAAAAUUUGUGCGUGUUGAACCAAAAGUCAGCAUUGACCAACUCCAACGUGCUCUUCUUCCCUUAGGUUAUACACUUCCGGUAGUUCCGGAAAUUGGAGACUUGCAAAUUGGAGGUUUAGUGUUGGGGGCAGGCAUAUCUUCGAGUAGUGCAAAGAAUGGGCUUUUUCAACAUUCUUGUUUGGCUUACGAAAUUGUGACUACAAGUGGGGAAUUAAUUAUUGCCGAGAGGGAAGGUGCGCACCAGUCAUUAUUCUUCGGCAUUCCCUGGUCGCUUGGUUCGCUCGGUUUCCUAGUCUCUAUCACCCUCAAAAUUCGAGAAUGCCCUCCAUAUAUCAGACUUCAAUACCAACCCUGUUAUUCCACGAAAGAAUUGACUGGGCGAAUAGAAGAAUUAAUUAUGAAGAAGAAAGCCGAAAAUGAAUUUGUGGAGGCAAUUCAAUAUGAUAAGGAAUGCUCAGUUUUAAUUAGUGGAACUUUUAUUGACAAAAUACCUAGAAAUGAUAGAAAUUAUAAAAAUAAUAUUGGAAGGUGGUACAAGCCUUUCUUUUAUUUAUAUGUGAAGAAAAUGUUGGAAAGUGGAGGGUCCAAAACAGAAUAUAUUCCAACAACCCAAUAUUUUACUCGUCAUUGGCGUUCUCUUUUCUGGGAGCUACGUUCAAUUCUUCCUUCCUUAUUUUUACUAUUCCCCUUCCGUUGGAUUAUUGGAUGGUUUCUGCCGUUGUCUCUUCCUUUUCCAAAAACUUCUCGUGUUCGUCGACUUUAUUCAAAACAACAUGUUUUGCAGAAUAUUAUGGUUCCUCUAAGCGAUUUACAAGAAGCGUUGAAACUUGUUGAUAAAGAGAUGAAGAUUUAUCCCCUCUGGCUCUGUCCGUUUCACUUGACAGCUCAUACUGGACUUGUUCGGAAUCAACACGGACUUAAACUAAUGUACGUCAAUAUUGGAAUAUAUGGGCAACCACGCUUGACUCAAAGUUUUGAUGAAGAAGAAAGUAGUUCUAAUACAGUGGCUGAAAAGAUUAAGACGUUGGAGGGUUAUUUGAGAGAAGUUAAGGGAUUCCAAAUGCUAUGUUCUGAUUCUCAACAAAACGCCGCUGAGUUUUGGGAAAUGUUUGAUGCGGCUCUCUACGAUUGGUUGCGUGCUAAAUAUGACUGUAAAGUUUCUAUUCCUUCAGUUUUUGAAAAAGUAUAUGCAGAGAAUAGGACAAAAUGA
Meloidogyne enterolobii is the source of this 1605-nucleotide messenger RNA. Lineage: Eukaryota; Metazoa; Nematoda; Chromadorea; Rhabditida; Meloidogynidae. The record is from the annotation of a GenBank genome assembly.